UUCACGCCUCCCUCGACUGGUUCUUGGUCACGUACGAAAAUGUUUGGAUUAUAGCGAUUCCACAAAAUUGAAUUUAGACGGAAUAUGAGCGGCCAGAAGCACCUGCGAUUGCGCUACUACACGUCGCUGGAGGAGGCCAUGCUGCUGCGACUGUGGCGCGAACACCUGCACGCUAUACCCUCCUACACGGAUAACCUGCCCAUUUUCCGGGAGAUCGCGCACGGCCUGCAGCAGAACGGCGUUCGUCUUAACAAGCAGGAGGCUCGCCGGCGCAUGAACAGCUACCGCAACAAGUAUUUGAACGAUCGCAACCGCGUGGGGAGCAAUGCGAACUUCGCGAAUGACUGGCGUCUCUACGCGCUGAUCGAUUGCCUCUUCUCUCCUGCCCGGCCGUCGUCCGCGUUGUUCCAUAUCCGCAAUGUGCUGGAGACGAUCCGUGCGACAGCACGUGUGGAUUUGCCCGCCCUGCCGCCACUGCUAUUCACCUCGUCCGCCCAGCUGAAAUUCGAGCGCGAUGCAGAGGGAUGCACCUUCCUCGAUGACCAACCCCCAAUGCACGCAGUAGUGAAGACAGAGCCUUUGCAAGACGACUACCACCAGGUGGUGAAGAUUGAACACAAGCCCACAGUGGAGCAGCUGGAAAUUGCGGCUAGCCACUACCUGCAGAGAGCUGCUGCCGAAAGUGUCAUACGGCGGGCGCCUCUCACGCCUGCCAACCACAUCCUGCCCGAGCCGGAGGAUGCGCCAUAUGGAGGCCACACCAACGGCGGCCAGACGGACCCCGAACGUUCGGCGAGCAAAAGGAGACGAGGCCGACGUAGUAUACUGCCGUACUCGGGCAAGAUCACAAUGGCUAUAGUGGAGGAGCUGCGCAAGGAGAACAAUAUGCUCGAGCAGCAGAACGACGCCUGUCUGCAGGCGCUCGUCCACAAGGAGAAGCAGUUCCUGGCCAUGAAGCAGAACUUCCUGGCGUAUAUGGAGCGGCAGGAGGCACUGCUGGCGUUAAUACAGCCGACGACCAUCAAGCUGGAACCCUGAUCCCGACUACUAGCACCAUGUGGUAAGGACAAUGUAUGGCAGGUUUAGCUUUAAGUAGGGAAUAGAGUCGCGACGCUCGACUCUGUGUGUGUUUUUCAAUUCGUUCCUUUCUCAGACACAGAGGUCUAAUUCACUCGACGUACAAAGCAGCAGCAUAGCGAACCGAAGAUAUUAUAAAAUUUUUCAAACGUUUCUAGCGUCAUAAUUGUAAAUUGUAUGAAGAAUCGUCUUCGCAAAAUUUAAGUUGAGUUAAAUUAAAAACUUUGUUUUAAGACGAA
This is a messenger RNA of Drosophila mauritiana, 1316 nucleotides long. RefSeq lists its product as uncharacterized. The coding region runs from base 85 to 1038 and encodes 317 amino acids. Lineage: Eukaryota; Metazoa; Arthropoda; Insecta; Diptera; Drosophilidae. The record is from RefSeq and is a predicted model, not a curated record. Gene Ontology annotation, cellular component: nuclear body. Gene Ontology annotation, biological process: positive regulation of DNA-templated transcription. The transcript has 2 exons.